Messenger RNA from Acanthoscelides obtectus, 713 nucleotides. NCBI's taxonomy places the organism in Eukaryota, Metazoa, Arthropoda, Insecta, Coleoptera, Chrysomelidae. The record is from the annotation of a GenBank genome assembly.
AUGGGGGCAAAAUUGGGAAAGUUAGGUCUAUAUGACUGCAUUGGCGGUCACAGGUUUAUUUGUCUGAGGCUUAGACUUAGUGACGAGAAACUCCUUAUAUUGUUUGGUUUGCAAAAGGUUGUCGUGUUCUUGGCACCGUCUCUUAGCUUCAUCUAUAUUUUUAGGGGGUGCAAUCAUUGCUGGGGCAAUUUCUGGAGGAUAAUUUAAUCGAGCAAAUUCUCGUAAUUCAUGAAGUUUGUUACAAAUUUCUGAAUGUAAAACGCUAUAGUCUGGGGAAUGAAUAUCAAAAAGUUGAUGAGUCAAAUUUUCUUCAGUUUGGUAAUCUUUAAAUCUAGUGGUUAAAAUAGCAGAAAGAUGUUCAAUAGUAAUAGGAUUAGUUUGUUCUGUAAAUUCGGCAGGUUCACCUUGUAAUCUAGACUUAAUAAAUGUUAAAGCAUGUCCUUUAUAGGAAAUAGGUAAAGCGUUAUAAAAUUCUGUAGACUUUCUUAAAAAUGUAGAAGGAUUGUUUGAAUAGCCAUCAAAUAUAGGAAUUGAAUCUUUUAGCAUGUUAAAAAUUAAUUGAGGAUUGUCAUGCUGAACGACAUUCUGUUGAUUUGAAGUAGCGAUUCUUAUAGGAGAUCUUUCUCUUUCGGUAGGCACAAAAUGAUUAACAAAAGGCAUAAAAUAAAAUGUAUAAAAGAUGCAGGAUAAAAAUGAGUAAAAAAUAGGUGAAA